AUGUCCGAGGGGACACAGGAGGCCACCGGCUCCAGAGAGCCAGCAUGCGUGCUCUGUGGCCGAGUGGAUGACAAGCCAUCCAUCUUCGGCAAGAGAUACGAGAUGUAUGGGCUGUGUUUCCAUGCAUAUUGUGUGGGAUUUGCCAACGGUCUUUGCCAACAUGGCAUAGACAAUCAAAACAGGGGACUUUUUCACAUUGAACACCUCAUUGACUUGAUGAGGGUGGCAGCGCAGAAGCUUUGCUUCGUCUGCGGCAAAAUGGGGGCCAGCGUCACCUGCGCAGAGCCGGGCUGCACGCGGAGCUUCCAUUUCCCCUGCGCCCAAGAGGGUCAAUGUGUCACCCAACACUUUGGAGACCACAGGUAA
Molecule: messenger RNA, 366 nt
Organism: Coturnix japonica (Japanese quail)
Lineage: Eukaryota; Metazoa; Chordata; Aves; Galliformes; Phasianidae
Source: RefSeq, a predicted model, not a curated record